AUGCUCGCUACCCGCCAGGUUCUGGGCAACAUGUCCCGGGGCCGCGCCCUCGCUGGCGCUGCUUCUGGCAUCCGCCGCAUGGCAACCGUCUCAGACAACCCUCUGGACAAGAAGGUCCGCCAGAACAACUGGGAGGAGGGUAACUUCAUCAACUACAAGAAGAUGUCCGAGAACCUCGACAUCGUUCGCUCUCGUCUGAACCGACCUCUGGCCUAUGCCGAGAAGAUUCUGUACUCCCACUUGGCUGAUCCCCAUGGUCAGGAUAUCCAGCGUGGUAAGAGCUACCUCAAGCUGCGACCUGACCGUGUUGCUUGCCAGGAUGCUACCGCUCAGAUGGCUAUCCUUCAGUUCAUGUCCGCUGGCAUGGACAAGGUUGCCAACCCCACUACCGUUCACUGUGACCACUUGAUCGAGGCUCAGGUUGGUGGUGAGAAGGAUCUUGCUCGCGCUGUUGACAUUAACAAGGAGGUCUACAACUUCCUUUCUACUGCUUGUGCCAAGUACGAUAUCGGUUUCUGGAAGCCCGGUUCCGGUAUUAUUCACCAGAUUCUCCUUGAGAACUACUGUUUCCCCGGUGGUCUUCUCAUUGGUACUGACUCUCACACUGUCAACGGUGGUGGUCUCGGUAUGGCCACUAUUGGUGUUGGUGGUGCCGAUGCUGUCGAUGUCAUGGCUAACCUUGACUGGGAGCUCAAGGCCCCCAACGUCAUCGGUGUUAAGCUGACUGGUCAGCUCAACGGCUGGACUGCUCCUAAGGAUAUUAUCCUCAAGGUCGCUGAUAUCCUCACUGUCAAGGGUGGCACUGGUGCCAUCGUUGAGUACCACGGCCCUGGAACCGAUGCUAUCUCUUGCACUGGUAUGGCUACUAUUUGCAACAUGGGUGCUGAGAUUGGUGCCACUACCUCCGUCUUCCCCUUCAACGACCGCAUGUACGACUACCUUGCCGCCACCAAGCGAAAGGAGAUCGGUGACUUCGCCCGCUCCUACGCCCACGGCCUCCGCCCUGACGAGAACGUCGAGUACGACCAGCUCAUCGAGAUCAACCUCUCCGAGCUCGAGCCCCACAUCAACGGUCCCUUCACUCCUGAUCUGGGAACCCCUAUCUCCAAGUUCAGCCAGGCUGUCAAGGAGAACGGCUGGCCCGAGGAGCUCAAGGUCGGUCUGAUUGGUUCUUGCACCAACUCCUCUUACGAGGACAUGACCCGUGCCGCCUCUAUCGCUCGUGAUGCCCUCAACCACGGUGUCAAGGCCAAGUCUGCCUUCACUGUCACCCCUGGUUCUGAGCAGAUCCGUGCCACCAUUGAGCGUGACGGUCAGCUCCAGACCUUCGAGGAGUUCGGCGGUAUCGUCCUUGCCAAUGCUUGUGGUCCUUGCAUUGGUCAGUGGGACCGACGUGAUGUCAAGAAGGGUGAGGCCAACUCUAUCAUUUCUUCUUACAACCGUAACUUCACCGGCCGAAACGACGGUAACCCCGCCACUCACUCUUUCGUCGCUUCUCCCGAUCUGGUUGUCGCCAUGUCCAUCGCCGGAUCCCUCCACUUCAACCCUCUUACCGACACCCUGAAGGACAAGGACGGCAAGGAGUUCAAGCUUGCUCCUCCUACUGGUGACGGUCUCCCUAACCGAGGCUACGACCCCGGCCAGGACACUUACCAGGCCCCUCCCAAGGACCGUGCCAGCGUCAGCGUCGAUGUUGCCCCUACCUCCGACCGUCUCCAGAUCCUUACUCCUUUCCAGCCUUGGGAUGGCAAGGACGCCAAGGACAUGCCCAUUCUCAUCAAGGCCAAGGGCAAGACCACCACCGACCACAUCUCCAUGGCCGGUCCCUGGUUGAAGUACCGUGGUCACCUUGACAACAUCUCCAACAACAUGUUGAUUGGUGCCAUCAACGAGGCCAACGAGGAAGCCAACAAGAUCAAGAACCACACCAAUGGUGAGUGGGGUGCUGUUCCCGCUGUCGCCCGUGACUACAAGUCCAAGGGUAUCAAGUGGGUUGUUAUCGGUGACUGGAACUACGGUGAGGGCUCUUCUCGAGAGCACGCCGCUCUUGAGCCCCGUCACCUUGGUGGUCUUGCCAUCAUCACCCGUUCUUUCGCUCGUAUCCACGAAACCAACUUGAAGAAGCAGGGUAUGCUCCCUCUUACCUUCACUGACCCCGCCGACUACGACAAGAUCCGACCUGAUGACCGUGUCGACAUCCUCUGCACCAAGCUCGAGUCUGGCAAGCCCCUCCCCCUCAUUGUCCACCCCGCCGAUGGCAGCGAGUCCUUCGAGGUCUCUCUGUCCCACACCUUCAACGACGCUCAGAUCGAGUGGUUCAAGAAUGGCUCUGCUCUUAACACCAUGGCCAAGGCCGCCAAGAACUAA
Fusarium coffeatum is the source of this 2367-nucleotide messenger RNA. RefSeq lists its product as uncharacterized. The record is from RefSeq and is a predicted model, not a curated record. The transcript has 3 exons. Bases 1 to 2367 code for a protein of 788 amino acids. Gene Ontology annotation, biological process: tricarboxylic acid cycle. Gene Ontology annotation, molecular function: 4 iron, 4 sulfur cluster binding; aconitate hydratase activity. Lineage: Eukaryota; Fungi; Ascomycota; Sordariomycetes; Hypocreales; Nectriaceae. Gene Ontology annotation, cellular component: cytosol; mitochondrion.